GCCGCGUCCUCGCAGCCGGGGGCGCCGAGCGCAGCGAGCAUGGCCUCCGCCGCCCGCGCCUUCUUCCAGGUGCUGCUGCUGCUGCCUCCGCAGACCUGGAGCUGGGCAGAAGCGGGGAAUCCACGCGACUGUGACGCUCCGCUGGGAUCCGCCUUGCCUCCGUCCUCCUUCAGCAGCUCCGCGGAGCUGUCCAGCAGCCACGGCCCUGGGUUCGCCAGGCUUAAUCGGAGAGACGGAGCUGGUGGAUGGACCCCACUUGUGUCAAAUAAAUACCAAUGGCUGCAGAUUGACCUUGGAGAGAGAAUGGAGGUCACCGCUGUGGCCACCCAGGGUGGAUACGGGAGCUCCGACUGGGUGACCAGCUACCUCCUGAUGUUCAGUGACAGUGGGAGGAACUGGAAGCAAUAUCGACGAGAAGAGAGCAUCUGGGGAUUUUCAGGAAACACAAAUGCGGACAGCGUGGUGCACUACCGGCUCCAGCCCCCCUUCGAAGCCAGGUUCCUGCGCUUCCUGCCUUUAGCCUGGAACCCCAAGGGCAGGAUUGGGAUGCGGGUCGAGGUGUAUGGGUGUGCAUACAGAUCUCAGGUGGUUUAUUUUGAUGGACUAGGAGCCCUGCUAUUCAGAUUGGAUAAAAAGCCCAUGAGACCGAUAAGAGAUGUUAUUUCUUUGAAAUUUAAAACCAUGCAGAACAAUGGGAUUCUACUCCACAGAGAAGGACAACAUGGAAAUCACGUAUCUCUGCAAUUAAUUAAAGGAAAACUUGUCUUUUCUCUUAAUUCAGGCAAUGCCAACCUGCAGCCUGCUGGUGCCCACGUGAACCUCACCCUGGGCAGCCUGCUGGAUGACCAGCACUGGCACUCCGUCCUCAUCGAGGUCCUCAGCACUCAUGUCAACUUCACGUUGGACAAGCACACUCGUCAUUUCCAUGCAAGAGGAGAAUCCAGUUACCUGGAUCUUAACUUUGAGAUCAGCUUUGGAGGAAUCCCGACAUCUGCAGGGUCCCUGGAAAUCUCACAUACAAACUUUCAUGGAUGUAUAGAAAAUCUUUAUUAUAAUGGAGUGGAUAUUGUUGAAUUAGCCAAGAAAAACAAACCACAGGUCCUUGUUAUGGGAAAUGUGUCCUUCUCAUGUCCACAACCACAGACCAUCCCUGUCACUUUUCUGAGCUCUAGGAGUUAUCUGGCUCUGCCAGGCAACUCUGGGGAGGACAAAGUAUCUGUCACAUUCCAGUUUCGUACAUGGAACAAAGCAGGACGUUUGCUGUUUGGUGAACUGUGGCAUGGUGCGGGAAGUUUUCUCCUCUUUCUUAAGGAUGGAAAACUCAAACUGAGCCUCUUCCAGCCAGGACAGUCAUUGAGGAACGUCACAGCAGGUGCUGGGCUCAAUGACGGGCAGUGGCAUUCUGUGUCCCUGUCUGCCAACUGGAACCACCUGAGUGUGGUGGUGGAUAGUGACAUGGCUCUCCAACCGCUGGUGACGGGGCUGACGGGUUCCAGCAACACCUAUUAUUUUGGAGGCUGUCCCGACAACAGCUCAGGCUCUGGAUGUGCAAGUCUUCUGGGAGGGUUUCAAGGAUGCCUGAGGCUCAUCUCCAUUGGUGGCACAGUGGUGGAUCCCAUCUCGGUACAGCAGGGGGCGCUGGGGAGUUUCAGCGAUCUUCAGAUAGACGCCUGCAGCAUCACCGACAGAUGCCUGCCCAGCUUCUGUGAACAUGGGGGUGCAUGUGCCCAGUCCUGGGACACCUUCUCCUGCAACUGCGAGGGCACAGGUUACACUGGAGAGACCUGCCAUUCCCCGCUGUAUGAGCAGUCCUGCGAAGCCCACAAGCACCGAGGAAGUCCUUCUGGGCUUUACUAUAUUGAUGCUGAUGGAAGUGGCCCCCUGGGACCGUUUCUGGUGUACUGCAACAUGACAGACGCCGCGUGGACGGUGGUGCGGCACGGUGGCCCAGACCAGGUGACCAUCGGAGGCGGCCCCCGGGGGCACGCACGCUCGGUGACCUUCGCCUACGCGGCCAGCGCGGGGCAGCUGCGGGCAGCGGUGGCCCUGGCGGAGCGCUGUGAGCAGCAGCUGGCUCUGCGCUGUGGCUCCGGGCGGCCCCCCGCAGACCCACGAGAUGGAACCCCACUGAGCUGGUGGGCUAGAAGAACCAAUGGAACUCACACUUACUGGGGAGGUUCUCUGCCAGAUGCACAAAAGUGCACUUGUGGACGAGAGGGGAGCUGCCUGGACUCUCAGUAUCACUGCAGCUGUGACGGUGACCAGGAUGAAUGGACCAGUGACAUCACAGUCCUUUCCCAGAAGGAGUACCUGCCAGUCAUUCAAGUGGUGAUGAAGGACAGGGGCCGACCGCCCUCUGAAGCUGUGUAUACGUUGGGGCCUCUGCUCUGCCAGGGGGACAAGUCAUUUUGGAAUUCGGCUUCCUUCAACACUGAGACCUCAUACCUUCAUUUCCCCACUUUCCAUGGAGAACUCACUGCCGACGUACAGUUCUUUUUUAAGACCACAGUUUUCUCUGGUGUGUUUAUGGAGAACUUGGGCAUCACGGACUUCAUCAGGAUAGAGCUGCAGACUCCCACAGAAGUGACCUUUUCCUUUGAUGUGGGGAAUGGACCUUGUGAGGUCACGGUGCGGUCACCCACCCCCUUUAAUGACAAUCGGUGGCACCACGUGAGGGCAGAGAGGAAUGUCAAGGGAGCCUCGCUGCAGGUGGACCAGCUCCCCAGGAAGACACAGCCGGCCCCUGCGGACGGGCACGUGCGCCUGCAGCUCAACAGCCAGCUCUUCAUUGGUGGGACGGCCAGCAGGCAGAGGGGCUUCCUGGGGUGCAUUCGGUCCCUGCAGCUGAAUGGGAUGGCCCUGGACCUGGAGGAAAGAGCCACAGUGACACCAGGAGUGGAGCCAGGGUGUGCGGGACACUGCGGCAGCUACGGACACUUGUGUCGCAACGAGGGGAGAUGUCGAGAACGGCUCAGAGGGGUGGCUUGCGACUGCUCGGCCUCCGCCUACGAGGGCCCCUUCUGCUCCCACGAGAUUUCUGCAUAUUUUGAAACUGGCUCCUCAGUGACCUAUGAUUUUCAAGAUCAUCACCCCUUAGGUGACAACACCAGCUCCCUUGCUUCUACAUUACACAGGGAUGUCACACUGUCCCAAGAGACCGUCACACUGAGCUUCCGAACCACGCGGACACCCAGCUUACUGCUUUAUGUGAGCUCUUUCUAUGAGGAAUACCUUUCCAUUAUCCUGGCCAACAAUGGAAGUUUGCAGGUCAGGUACAAGCUAGACAGACAUCGAGAUCCAGACGCUUUUAACUUUGAUUUUAAAAACAUGGCGGAUGGGCACCUUCACCAGCUGAAGAUUGACAGGGAGGAAGCCGUGGUCUCUGUAGAGGUUAACCAGAGUGCGCAGAGACAAGUCAUCCUGUCCUCGGGGACAGAAUUCAACGCCAUCAAAUCCCUCACGUUGGGAAAGGUUUUAGAGCCCCCAGGCGCGGACCCCGACACGCGGCGGGCGGCGGCGCGCGGCUUCACCGGCUGCCUCUCGGCUGUGCGCUUCGGCCGCGCCGCCCCGCUGAAGGCGCUGCGCCCCGGAGGCCCGGCCCGGGUCACCGUCCGCGGCCACGUGGCCGCCGGGGCCCGCUGCGCGGCGGGGGCGCGGCCCGGCGAUGGAGCGCGGGAGCUGGCUCCGCGGCGCGCAGGUGGCGCAGGUCGUUCCGAACCCAGCGAGGAGGGAGAGCCUUUGGUGAAGGCGGACAGAAGCGACUCUGGGGUCAUCGGAGGUGUGAUAGCAGUUGUGAUAUUUAUUUUGCUCUGCAUCUCUGCUAUAGCCAUAUGCAUUUACCAACAGAAAAAGUUACGCAAAGAAAAUGAAUCAAAAGUUUCGAAAGUUGAAGAGUGCUAGGACCACUCAGCAAAGUGCACGUGUCAAGACACAGUCCUGAGAGACAAUGUCUUCUGGUUGGCAGUGGGCUGAUCUACCCCAGCGACUGUGGACCGUCCUGAUCUGGUCAUCCCUGUGGGUGGGCCAGUGCUAACCACCUGCUGAGGACCUGGGGUGCUGGGAGGCCCAUUCUGCCUUGGUGGACACCUCCCUCCAGUGCAAUUUAUAUGACAGUGAAGGAGGAAUCCUCAUUCAUCAUGGUGGAGUAGUUUGCCCCAGAAGGAAUGCUCUCUUCCAACACAGAAAUUUAAUUUGUGUAAUAAUUGUGGAUUUUAGCUGAGAAAAUGUCCACGAGGCUCUGGUCCUACGAGACAAAGUCAAACUCUAAUGUUCUUUAUUGCUCAGAAGCUUAUCUGGGAUCCUGUUCUUGUUCCCUGCUGAUAUUUUUUUUGGACAGGAAAUGCUUCUUUGAUCACUUCACCAGCAUUUCUGUAGUCCUGCAAUCCAGUGCCAAGGGCCUGCUAAAAAGUUAAUGGCGUGUUUGAUUUCCUUAUCCGAUGGUCAAUGCAAUGCAAGAGACCUGGAAAUGUUAUUUUUGGUGUAUUGCUUUUUCUAAUUGACUGUUUUUAAUCAUUUUGAUAAAUUUUAAUGUUGAAAUCAAUAUGGAAUGUUGGUGAUAACAUUUUAAUAUCGAAUUUUGUAAUGGAACAGAAAAUUGAUAGGUAACAAGAUGCAAACAGAAUGUCAAUUAGAGUCUGCCUAUUUUCUUUGUAAUCUGUAAUUAUAGUUUUUGUAAAUUGUGAUCAUGCUUUUAACUAAAUUUAUGAUGACAUAAAUACUACUUCUUAUACUGAAAAAGAUUUAUUCUUUAUUUAUAUCAAUACCUGAAGGAAACAUAUUUUAAACUUAUU
Molecule: messenger RNA, 4790 nt
Organism: Marmota monax (woodchuck)
Lineage: Eukaryota; Metazoa; Chordata; Mammalia; Rodentia; Sciuridae
Product: contactin-associated protein-like 3
Exons: 24
Coding region: 40-3900 (1286 amino acids)
Source: RefSeq, a predicted model, not a curated record